CCGUGCCGGAGCCACCCCCGUGCCCGCCGUUCCCGUUCGUGCCGCCGUUCCCGGCUCCCGGCACAGCGCGGCUCCCGCGGCACCAUGUGGCUGCAGGCGCUGCUCUUCCUCGCCGCCCUUCUCCUCCUCCUCCUCGCCCUCCUCUCGCUCGUGCUCCUGCGGGGCUCGGGCAGCCGCAACCCCUUCGCCACCGACAGCCGCCGCCCGCCCGGCCCGCUCGUCACCGACAAGGCCGUGCGCAGGACCGUCGUCAAGACAGUGUUCUCGGCGGACAAGGUGCCGCCGGAGCUCGAUGCCAUCGUGGUGGGCAGCGGCAUCGGCGGGCUGGCGGCCGCGGCGCUGCUGGCCAAGGCGGGCUGGCGGGUGCUGGUGCUGGAGCAGCACGGCAAGCUGGGCGGCUGCUGCCACACCUUCACCGAGAAGGGCUUCGAGUUCGACACCGGGAUCCACUAUGUGGGGCAGAUGCAGGAGGGCUCCCUGAUGCGGUUCCUGGUGGACCAGCUGACAGAUGGGCAGCUGGAGUGGGCCCCACUGCCGGCCACCUACGAUGCCGUGGUUCUGGGGGACCCCCAGGGCUCUGGCAAGACCUUCCACAUCCACUCUGGGAAGAGGGAAUAUUUCCAGAGGCUGAAGGAGCAGUUCCCCGGGGAGGCCGCGGCCAUCGAUGAGUUCCAGCGGUUGGUGAAGAGCGCCGGCCGUGGGGUUGUGCUGCUGAGCAUCCUGAAGAUGCUCCCCAGGUUCCUGGCCAAGCUCCUGAUCUGCUCCAGGCUGCUCCCACGGCUCUGCUCCUUCUCCCAGCUGGCCUCACGCAGCGUCAAGGAGGUGGUGGAUGGUCUCACCCCCAACCCCGAGCUCCGGGCUGUCCUCAGCUACAUCUUCCCCACCUAUGGCGUGCUCCCCUCCAAGGCCAGCUUCUCCAUGCACAGCAUCCUGGUGAACCAUUUCCUGCACGGCGCCUGGUACCCCAAGGGCGGCGCGGGGGAAAUCGCCUUCCACACCAUCCCCGUGAUCCGCAGCGCCGGAGGAAACGUCUUUGGGAAGGCGCCGGUGCAGAGGAUCCUGCUGGACGCGCAGGGCAGAGCCUGCGGUGUGAGCGUCAGGAAAGGCCAGGACUCGGUGGAAAUCUUCGCUCCCGUGGUCAUUUCGGAUGCCGGCAUCUUCAACACCUACGAGCGGCUGCUGCCGGCGGAGGCGCGGGCUCUGCCGGAGAUCCAGUCCCAGCUCCACAUGCUGGCCCCUGGCGAGGGCGGCUUCACCGUCUUUGUCGGCCUCAGCGGCUCCAGGGAGGAGCUGGGGCUGGAGGCCACCAACUACUACAUGUUCCCCGGGCACGACCUGGAUGGAAUCAUGCAGCGCUACCUGGCUUUACCCAGAGAAGAAGCUGCCAACAACAUCCCCUUGAUCUAUGUCACCUCGCCAUCAGCCAAGGACCCCACCUGGGAAAUGAGGCACCCAGGUAAAUCCACGCUGGCCAUCGUCACCUUCGCCAGGUACGAGUGGUUCGAGGAGUGGAAGGACAAGCAGGUCCACAAGAGGGGGGAUGACUACGAGGACCUGAAGAAGACUUUUGUGGAUGCCAUCAUGCAGACCGUCUACAAGCUCUACCCUCGCAUCGAGGGCCGGAUCGAGUACCUGUCCGGUGGCACUCCCCUCACCAACCAGCACUACAUUGCCAGUCCCCAUGGCGAGUUCUACGGCGUUGACCACGGCAUCCCCCGGCUGCAGGCCGAGGCCAUUGCCACCGUGCGGGCAGACACGGCCGUGCCCAACCUCUACCUGACAGGGCAGGAUUUGUGCCUGGGGGGCUUCAUGGGGGCCCUGCAGGGAGCCCUCAUCUGCGCCAGCGCCAUCCUCAAGCGCAACCUGUACGCGGACAUGGCGCGGCUGAAGAUGCGCCUGCAGGCCGCCAGCGCCAAGAAGGGAGACUAAAGGCUGCCAUCCCCCCCAG
Melozone crissalis (California towhee) is the source of this 1948-nucleotide messenger RNA. RefSeq names its product retinol saturase (gene RETSAT). The record is from RefSeq and is a predicted model, not a curated record. Lineage: Eukaryota; Metazoa; Chordata; Aves; Passeriformes; Passerellidae. The transcript is spliced from 11 exons. The coding region runs from base 85 to 1929 and encodes 614 amino acids.